Molecule: messenger RNA, 1287 nt
Organism: Polyodon spathula (Mississippi paddlefish)
Lineage: Eukaryota; Metazoa; Chordata; Actinopteri; Acipenseriformes; Polyodontidae
Gene: aurkaip1
Product: aurora kinase A interacting protein 1
Exons: 4
Coding region: 130-780 (216 amino acids)
Biological process (GO): mRNA processing
Cellular component (GO): mitochondrion
Source: RefSeq, a predicted model, not a curated record
UUCCUCUCCGGUGCAAAUACAGAGCCCUUGUUUCCGGGAGGGCGUGUGAACGUGUGGGACAGGAAGUGUGGCAGCAGGUCACAUUGAGGUGUUGCUAGCGGUGGCUUGAAGGACAGUGUAUUGUUCAGCAUGUUCCUGUCUCGGAUCCCUGCUCCCCUGCGCGUGGCCUCCUCUCUCAUCUCAGGCUGUCUGCAGUUCGCUGGAAGGCCAGUAUGUGGUGCUGCGGUGCUGAGCUCGCCCCCCUGUGGCAGGGCCAGGUAUUGCAGCCGCAGUGCUGUUUCCUCGGGGCGCCCCCCCCAGCGCUUGCUGGCUCUGGAUCACGAGCUGGAGGAGGCCCUGGUGCCCAGGAAGAUGGCCGUGUCUCCCCUGGAGAGCUGGCUCUCCCUGCGCUACUCCCUGCCACCACAGGAGGGCGCCGCCAUCGCCCAGCUGGUUCCCAGCGUGAGCAGUGAGGAGGAGCUGCCCCGCCUGGCCCCUCCCGCACACAGGGAGCCCCGGGGGGGGGAGGAGGGGAGGGAGGGGGGCGCGACCGUGCCGCUGCUCUGUAAGAAUGUGCUCGAGAUCCGGAGGAGGAAGAUGAACCGACACAAAUACAAAAAACUGUUGAAGAGAAGCAAGUUCCUGAGGAGGAGAGUGAGCGAGGGAAGGAGGAAGAGAAAACAGGGCCGGUUCGAGAAGGAUCUCAAGCAGAUCUGGAUCAGGGCGGGGCUCAGGAAAGCUCCGGAAGGCUGGCAGGCGCCCAAAAUCUACGUGAAGCAGUACCAGGGCAAAUCAGACUGAGGGGCGGGGCCGAGGCGGAGGGGCGGGGCAGUGAGACAGACUCUGCACAGCUGUAGACUCCCUGAUGGACUGACUGUAAAUGUGGAUCCCAUGAAAUAAACAGCUGUGUGCUCAGUUCUGCAGCGCUACCCAGCAGCCACUAGGUGGCAGCAAUGCCCCUGUUCAGCGUUAAGGUUUAACUUUGAGUUCUGUAGAACUGAGAGGCAAGGAGCCUCGUUUUGGCUUGGGCGCUGACCGCCUCUGAGAUUCUGCCCAGAUCACGUGUCCAGUCCGGCCACGUCAGAGCUGACCGUGUUAUGUGUUAUGACAGCUGGAAAAAUAAAGAAUUGAAGAAAUGCUGUGGGUCUUUUUUGGUUUUUAUUCUAUUUGAAGUCAGUUUGGUUUUGAAGCCGUGCGCUUCAGGUCAGCACAGUGACCCAGAGCCCUCGCUGCAAUCCGAGUGCAGAGACAGCCCGCUCCCUCGGCCCUCGCUGCAAUCCGAGUGCAGAGACAGCCCGCUCCCUCGGC